GAAGAACCAAAGAACCAAUCAGAGUCCGAGGCUGAUUUGACUCGAACAGGAUCGUUUUGUUUUUCUGUUUACAUUUUCAAGUGGAGUCAGUUUAUACUAUUAUCGAUAACAUGAAGUUGGCGGACAUUAAAAAGUUUAAAGUUGCCGAGCUGCGGUCCAGACUUGCUGACCUCGGGUUGGACACAAGAGGGCUGAAAGCUGAGCUGGUGGACAGACUGUGGUCUGCGUCACAAGCAGCACAAGCUUUAGAAAAGGCGACGUUACUACAAAAUGACAGUACGCAGACACCGUCAAAACCGAACCAAACGGUGUCCUCAUCACCGUCCGCAGUGAAUCGUGUCGCUGCGCCUUCUGACCCUGACACCGCUACGCAGACAGAACCAGGUCCGAGGGCACGUGAACCGGGACCUGUGACCGAUUUCCAGGCUGAGGAUGGUGGGCUGGGACACGUAGAAAGUCCUGUGUCACAGGAUACUGGCAGAGGAAGGGCCUUCUACGAGUUCAAAGAGGAAAUACGUUACAAAAGAGUCAAAUCACCUCAGUCGCUGCAGGAGUGGGAGGGCACAGAGAAGCACGGAGAGGAUAAAGUCCAGUUAGAUCCACAUGCUCAUCACCUCCACUUCGACUUGAGUCCAGAUGGGUCUUGUGGGCAGCCGCGGUUCUGGGACCAGUUCCCUUUGCUGUGGUCAGGAUGUAGGCUCAGUCACGGAGUGCGGCAGGGCAGCGUGGGCUUUGAGGUCAGGCUGGAAAGGACGCUGUUGAGCAUGGAGAGAGAGGACCGAGAGGUCAGAGAGCCGUACGGACUGAGAGUCGGCUGGUCUGUGGCCGACUCGUCUCUGCUGCUGGGUGAGGAUGGCCUCUCCUUUGCCUAUGAUGGGUGCAGUAAAAAGGUUUCUGGUGGAAAAGAAGAGGAUUAUGGUGAACGUUUGUCAGAAGGGGACAUUGUUGGCUGCUACGCUUCUCUGUCUGCAGAUGGUACAGUCGAGCUCUUUUUCCAUAAGAAUGGUCGUUCCAUGGGUGGUGCCUUUUCACUGGGCUCUUCUGUGCUGUCGGGUCGUCCUUUGUUCCCUCACAUCUUGUGUAGAAGCUGCUCUGUUCGACUGCUUCUUGAUCCUGCAGCUCCUCAGUGGUACCCAGGCCCGAUGGGGUUCACACCGCUGGCAGCUCUUCCUGCUGCGCAAAGAGUUUGUUCCACAUCAACUCCUACCACCAGAGCACAGUGUGAGGUGGUGAUGAUGGUUGGUCUUCCUGGUUCUGGUAAAACUUUCUGGGCCCAGAAUCACAUGAAGCAACAUCCAGAGAAGAAGUUCACUCUGCUGGGGACAGAGGAGCUGCUCGCUUGCAUGAUAAGUGGAGGUCAGACAGAGGGCAGGCUGCAGCAGGCUUCUCAGUGUCUGACUGAAUUAAUCAAAAUUGCUGCAGAGACUCCUGGAAACUACAUCCUUGAUCAGUGCAACGUCCUCAUCUCUGCUCGUCGUCACAAGCUGCAGCUGUUUGCAGGCUUCAGGCGGCGGGUGGUGGUGGUCUUUCCUCUGGAGAACGAGUGGAAAAGACGACUUUCUCAGCAUCGACUGAAGGAUGGAGGGAACAUUCCAGAGACUGCUUUGCUGAAACUCCAGGUUAGCUGCAGUCUUCCAGAGCCGCAGGCUGACCUGCUGGAGGAGUUGCAGUACGUCGAGCUGUCGCAGGAACGAGCACAAAUACUCCUGAAGGAGUACCAAGACAACGCUCACAGACUGCUGCCCCCCGUUCUCAGACAAGAGAAGAAGAAACCUAGAUUUUACAAGAAAAGACGCCUCCAUCGCAGACUUCCGCUCCCACAGAGGAUCUGGUGGACUGGGUCUUACGGUUGGAACGAUACAAGAAUGAAGAUGCAGCAGCCACGAUAUUGGAGCACACCCUAUCAGGACCACGGCUACUAACGCAGCAGCAGAUAUCAGAGCGACGGGUGAAACACACAACAUGCUACUGGUAUCAAGUCAUUUUUAAAAACAAUCACCAGCUACAUCAGCAAGUUUUUAUCCUACAAACACAAAUAUCUUGUACGUCUGCUUUGACAUUCAAAGAUUUUUAUUUCAAAGAAAAACUAUUUGUAAGAUUUUUUAAUUGAAAAUGUUUUAUGACAUGUCAUGAUGCAGGAAUAAAGAUGGAUAAACGGUA
Nothobranchius furzeri (turquoise killifish) is the source of this 2160-nucleotide messenger RNA. RefSeq names its product heterogeneous nuclear ribonucleoprotein U-like protein 2. Lineage: Eukaryota; Metazoa; Chordata; Actinopteri; Cyprinodontiformes; Nothobranchiidae. Gene Ontology annotation, molecular function: RNA binding; protein binding. Gene Ontology annotation, cellular component: membrane; nucleoplasm. The record is from RefSeq and is a predicted model, not a curated record.